GGGCCAUCAAGAGCUAAAUAGCACCUGGAGACACUGGACAGGACCGGGAAGAUAGUCAGCAGUAUUGAACGAAAAGGGAAACGAAACGGCACAGUGUGUGUAUGUAAUUAGAGCCUAGUGUCAAGUUGUAAACCAGUUGUGCGUGCGUGCGUGUUUGCUGCUGUCGUGUGUUGUGUGCGUGCGUAUGUGUACCAAUUGCCGCUAUGGGAUCGCGAUCCUUUUGAGCGGUUCGUCACCAACGGCACACACUCACACCCAUCAAACGGACAAGGAGAAGCAGCCAGUCAGCUAGCCAGCUAUCGACAACCGGAACAGAGACGGGGUAUCACUUUAAAGCGUGGAACGUAUCCAUCCAUCGUCCAUCAAAUGCAGACGGUUUAAAUCUGCUUCGAAGAAGAAGAAUAUCCCUGGCCGACUUCUGGAGCAGGAGUGAUACAACGUGUGUCAGAUAGCGAUUUUAAAGAGUAUCACGACCACCAAAAGAAUCCUCCUCGUGUGCAAGUGGGAAGUUUGCCUCAGCUAUCAGUAUUGCGAUUUCGUUCCGCUAUCCAAUCCAUUUUGCGUCCAACACCUUUGACCAGGGGCAAACGUUCUGCGACCAUCAACAUAUACACUCGCGCACUCACAUCACACAUCCACACGCAGCGAACCCGAAGAACCAUUUCGAAACGUGGAAUUCGUCGACAAUAGCGGGACCGCACCACCAAAAUCACUCAAUGACGACGUGCACGUUCCAGCAAAAAAAGAGAUCCUAACUCCACAACAAUCAAUCGGAAGUGGAGAACCCGAAACAAACGAAAGAACAAAGAGCUCACCGUUUUUAUCAAUCAAUCAAAAGCUCUAGUGGGACGAGCGAAAGGUAACAGCGAAAAUGCCGAAAUGUGACGUUAAGACGAGAUAUAUCCCUGCCACCUUCGCCUGGACCCUGCUGCUUAGCACCACCUUCCUGUUCUUCUGGUACCCAUGUCGCCAGUUUUACAUCCAACGGCAUCCAUGGGUACCGGCGUACCAGGCCGUCAUCACGUUCUUCGUCAUAGCCAACUUUACGCUGGCAACGUUUAUGGACCCAGGCGUUAUCCCGAAGGCACCACCGGACGAAGAUCGGGAGGACGAAUUUCGUGCGCCGCUGUACAAAAAUGCCGAAAUUAAUGGUAUUACGGUGCGAAUGAAAUGGUGCGUUACGUGUAAAUUCUACCGGCCGCCACGCUGCUCCCACUGCUCCGUGUGCAACCACUGCAUCGAGACAUUCGACCAUCACUGCCCGUGGGUAAACAACUGCAUCGGACGGCGUAAUUAUCGGUUCUUCUUCUUCUUUCUCAUCUCACUAUCGGUGCACAUGCUGAGCAUAUUUUCACUCUCGCUCGUGUACGUGCUGCACAAGGAAAAGGACAAGCUGACCGAGGUGGAACCAAUCGUGGCCAUGAUUUUGAUGGCCAUCGUGACGCUGCUCGCCAUUCCGAUAUUCGGACUGACCGGUUUUCAUAUGGUGCUGGUUUCGCGCGGUCGCACCACAAACGAGCAGGUGACCGGAAAGUUUAAAGGCGGUUACAAUCCAUUUUCGCGCGGCUGCUGGAACAACUGUUGCUACACCCAGUGCGGACCACAGUACCCGAGCUUGCUCAAACCACAAAAGUACGUGGCCCGUCGUUCCAACAAGGAAAAUCAAUCGAUCAGCACCAUCACCAAUGACGGUGGUCCCGGCGGUGGUGGUGGUAAUGAUGCUGCCGGUUCGGGCCGCCGGCAUAUGCCGAACAGCGGUCCCGGCACCCAGCAACAGCAGCAGCAGCAACAGCAGGCAUUGAAUCAGGGCGGUGGCAUCUACGAUAAUAACCGGCACACGCAGGUAAAAACCUAUAUGGAUCAUGGAAAUGGUCACGGUAUACGUACAGUUGGAUCCAGUCAUUACAGUAAGUCCGCGACGGAUUACGUGCAUCUCGUUUCAUCCCAUUCCGUUUCGCUAAAGGCACUCGCGCAAGGCACCGCUGACGAGCUGUCACCGGGCCGCGAAUGCUCCGACAUCGAUAUGGAACCGCAGGCGUCCCAGAGCCGGGACUGCGAACCGACACCUCCGCUGCAGCGUCACGGGUCGAAGAGCAACUUCUUCCUACCACCGCUGGACGGUCCACCGGUCGGAAUGGCGUCGCAGGUAGGCAGUGGGGGUGACUCGCCACGUCAGCAGCAGCAGCAGCAUAUGCGGAUGUACCAUCCGCGGCAUAGUCCCCAUCCACGGCAGCGAGGACUCGAUCCGUCGCGCAGCUUCACCCCCGAGGGUCUGUCACCAGACCAUCCCGGAGGUCCCGGUGGCCCGCCACCGAUGAUCACGAUACAGUCACAGCAGCAGCAGCAGCAGCAACAGCAACAGAGUGCUGGGCCUCGUGGAGGAGUUCCGCCGUCCUCGGCAACACCGACAAUGCAGCAACGCAUCAAGGCGCUCGGAGUCGCCACACCCCUAGCCAUGUCCAGUCCUGUCCGAAGAUCGAACCCAGGCACACCGACGCAACCGAGGAGGCCCGAUUUCAUCAGCGUUGGCCAACCGUCCCAGCUGCAGCAACAGCAGCUUGGUGGCAGUGGCAGCAUGACCGGCAAUUACUACGACUUCCCCCUGCAACCUCAACAGCAGCAGCAACAGCAGCUUCCACCACAGACGAUGGCACUGCACCAGACAUCAGGUCUUCCCCCACAACAUCCUUACCAUCAGCAGCAGCAACAGCAGCAGCAACAAUAUCCGAUGGUACAUCAUAACGGUGGUCUGGCCGGACCGGGUGGGCAGCCGCCUCAGCAGCAAGCACUCCGGGGUGGCACCUCUGGACCUUCAGUCGUCUAUCAUCAUGGUAGCCCGCAGCGGCGCUACCUGUCCGAGGGUGAGCUAGUCCGGCAGGGUGCCGAACUGUCCUACGCCCGCAACAACCAGACGUCAGACAACAUCCGGGAGCUUGCCGGCAGUCCGCAGCGCGGUGUCUACCUCUGGAAGGACACGUCGCCCGGCUUCAAUCAAACGAACGGUGGCCAACAACCGUCCGUCUCGGUCUACCAGAACACACCCAGUCCAACAGCACCGCAUCAACAGCAGCAACAGCAACAACCGAUGCCCCAAUCGAUGGCACCCUUCGGCACGGUGAGCGCCGCCCGGUAUCAGCUCCAGCAGCAGCAGCAGAACAGUCUCGCGAACAGUAAUAUCGGUGGUGGUCUUGGUGGUGGAGGCGGUCUCGCCAGCUACCAUCCCGCACUGCGCGGUGGUGUGCCGGUCUUCCCGCCCCAACCACCGCUCCAGCAGCAGCAGCAACAACAGCAACAGCUACUAGGCCAACAUCCUCAGCAGUCCCAGCAGCAGCAGCAGUCCGGUGUCGGAUUGAACGGUCCAGGUGUAACCGGACCACAGGCACCGUCCCCGUCAAUCAAGCGCAAAGCAACCCCUACCCGGCCCAUGUCGUUCGUCCGCGCACUGGAGAUGACUGACUCGAUGGAGAUGGGCGGCGGCGGAGCAGGUGUUGGAGCAGGUGUUGCACCGGGUGAUAUUCCGGGUGGUCCAGCACAGCAGGGCGGUGGGGUGUUGCGAGGUGCAACAACCAACAACACCUCCACCACCACCACUACCAACUCCCCACCCGAUCAGCGGGCCAGCGUGUAUGAUAUGAAUUACGAGAUUUCAGUGUAGAAAGAGCUGUAAGCGAGCGCCACUAAGGCUGCUAGGUUAGAUGGAGGAGUCGGGAAAGUUAGUGAGUGGACGGCACUCCAAUGCGCAGACAGAUCAGCACACAAACACCGCAAAUUAUGUUGCUGCUGAAGGUAUCGGAACUACUUCCUAUCUUCCAUACAAGCGUAUGUGUGUGUGCUGUUGGUUGUACACAUUGAGCCUGUUGCUAUAGUGUGAGGUAUAAUGGGUGCAAUGACUCCCCACCCGAAGGGAAAGCAAUGACUUAACCAGCGACAUCACAAUGCGCGUGUGCGCAAAAAGCAAUCACACGUCAAUGUCCAGUGAGCGCUUACUCAAACCCUCCUUCCCCAUCCCCAUCCACACCCUCCCUCCUUCCUUCACCCUACCGUUUUCCCCACAUCCGGGUUUUUUUGCUAUUACGUGUAUUUAUAUUUUGUAUGUGUAUAUAGAUACAUGUAUACAUGCAUACACACACAGGCAUGUGCACACACACACACACAAGCUUAGCUGUGUUUAUAUAAGCAAACGAACGAAUGGCAAACGAAAGAGUUUUUAGAUAAUCGCUGUUGUUAUCUAGUUGUUAGGAAGUCAUCACACCUUCACCAACGCUUCAGCCCGUCCCUACUAGCGUUAUCUAUUUCUCUUCAGAAAGAAUCAUGCUUUAACAAGAAUGUGCGUACGUGCGUACGAACAUCAAAACCAACAGAAAAGGGCUAUUGCUAUUCCAAUAGUGAGUUCCGUCCUAUUGACAUAGAGCGCCCUCUAUGAGGAUUUUGUUGUAUUAAACACCGUUUACGUCGCUUUGCUUCCCACCUUUGUUAGUAGUAGUUGCGUGAUAGUAGCGUGACGCAUUGCGAGAAACGCCCUCCACGCUCUCUCCCCUUUUUUCUAGUCCUAGUGUUUCAUUGUAUCCUUGUGAUCUCGCGCGUACGCCUCACAUACGUCACACACAAGUACACGCACACACCUAGAUACAUGGCGGUGUGCUGUGUAGAGUGUAAACCACCCGCUUCGAGUGGAAUUGUUUUAUAUAUCUUCUUCCCCAUGUUAGAGCGCCCUUUCGGAAGGGUGAUGAGUAUUGGGACGUAGGGCACAGAACGGUGAAGGUUGUUAGUUUGUUUGUUUUUUUAGGUUAGAAUUAUUUUUCUGUUGAUGUUUCACCGGACAUGUGUGGGAGCGCGCACACGAUACUGUUGUAUGUGUAUGGUUUUGUGUGUGCAUGGAAACGUGUAAAAGUUUGUCACAAAAUGGCGACUUACAGCACACACUCAAACUCACACGAAUCAAAGCGUUACGAUCACAAUUUCUUAGAGUGAUCAAAUCGAACCGUCAAUGCGCAGCGGUGCGUUUUAUAAGGAGUAUAGAUAUGUGUGUGUGUGCGGGGUGUCUGUAUGUGUGUAUAUAUUUAUUUAUGUAUGUAGAUGUUUAAGUACAGCGCGUUUGUAUAAGGGUAUGCGGGUUUUGCCUGCAUUCGAUACUUUUAGUGAUCCGUGUGCGCAAGGAUGAAUGAAGUGCGUGCGUGCGCACGUAAGAGUGUGUGUGUGUGCGUGAGCAUGUGUGUUUGAGUGCAGAUGUUAAUGAUGCAAGAUGGCACCAUCGUGCAGCAGCUUAGUGAGAGAACAAGGACGCGUGGUGCGUAGUUAGUAGUGUGGUAAGGUAGUAAUUUAGUGUGGUUAGGUUAGGCAAGGCGCAGUGUAAAGCGAGAUCCUGUCAAGAAAAGAAACAAAAUGAACAAAUGUAUAAUAUUUUUUUUCUCCCA
Messenger RNA from Anopheles moucheti, 5414 nucleotides. It is a transcript of the gene Zdhhc8, whose product is annotated as palmitoyltransferase ZDHHC8. NCBI's taxonomy places the organism in Eukaryota, Metazoa, Arthropoda, Insecta, Diptera, Culicidae. The transcript is spliced from 10 exons. The coding region runs from base 872 to 3655 and encodes 927 amino acids. Gene Ontology annotation, biological process: protein palmitoylation. Gene Ontology annotation, molecular function: palmitoyltransferase activity. The record is from RefSeq and is a predicted model, not a curated record.